UCGUUCAAACCGAAGAAAUGGAAAAGGAGCGAAAAUCCUCCAAACAAUAUGGGUCUUUGGAACGAAGCAAAUUGGAUGGAAAAGCUGAUAAGAAGGCAGAGGAAGACAUUGUCUCAAUGGCGGACUCCACCAUCACAAUAGAUCACAUCGAAGGGGAGCUUUUCAGAAUCGAGCGGAUACGUGAUGUUCUAGUACGGAGGGAAUCCGAACUAAGAUACAUGAUGGACGACAUUCAGCUUUGCAAGGAAAUCACACGGCUGAAAAAAGAACUUCAGAAGCUGGUGUCUGUUUCAGACACAGACAAAUCCAACGAGGACCGGCAGAGGGAGGAGGAGUUGCUGCAGCAGAUCCACAAGCUGGUGGAGACCAGGGACUUCCUGGUGGAUGACGUGGAGUUUGAGAGGCUCAGAGAGAGAGAGGAGGACAAAGAAAUGGCAGAUUUCUUGCAGUCUAAAUUCCCAAAGACCUCAAAGAAAAAAGAUGUCACAGAGGACCGAAGAAUGACCUCCAAAGCCCAGCAGACUUCGUCCACUCCCUUCGUCACCAAAACUGGUCUCACCCUUCUGAAGGAGUGUUGCGGCUUCACAUGCUCUGUCAUGUAG
Molecule: messenger RNA, 602 nt
Organism: Oncorhynchus nerka (sockeye salmon)
Lineage: Eukaryota; Metazoa; Chordata; Actinopteri; Salmoniformes; Salmonidae
Exons: 6
Coding region: 18-602 (194 amino acids)
Source: RefSeq, a predicted model, not a curated record